CAGGUCGGUGAGGGGCCGAUGGCGGCGGGUGCUGGUGUAGAAGAUGAGGCUGAAUGAGAGCCGGACAAGAUCCUUCCAGGCUCCUGUCACGGUCCACAACUACCCGGGCAGGCAGGUCUACGUGUUCCCUAAUGGCCCAUCCGACUCGGAGGAGUCCUCGGAGGAGGAGGAGCUCAACGUCAUGGAAUUGCGGCCCCGGGGGAAGGAGCAGCAGCGGGGCAGCGCUGCCCGGGACAGGCCUGCAGAUGUGGUGCUGCUGGAGCGGGAGCUCACCGAGGGGGACAGCCUGAACAAGCUGGCCCUGCAGUACGGCUGUAAGGUCGCCGACAUCAAGCGGGUCAACAACUUCAUGCGGGAGCAGGACCUGUACGCGCUCAAGUCCAUCAAGAUCCCGGUGAAGGCGCACGGGCUGCUCACGGAGGGCGGGCGGGACCUGCGGCCGCUCCCUCCGGCACAGCCUGGAUUGACCCGCGUGGAGCUGCCGGAGCCCCAGCCCGCCACGAGCGGAUCCAGCGGCCAAAACCUCAGCGACUACUUCAGGGACAUCGACCAGAGCAUCCAGGACGCCGUGCAGGUGGAGGUGCAGCUGAACACAGAGUACUGUGGGGAGCCGCUGGAGAGGCCUCUGCCCGAGCCAGGCAAGCGGGACACGGGGAACGGCGCGGACUGCGGGAUCCAGUGGUGGAACGCCGUGUUCAUCAUGCUCCUGAUAGGAAUUGUGCUGCCAGUAUUUUAUAUCAUCUAUUUUAAGACGCAAGGCCUGGUGACCCACACCUCCAACACAACAGUAACCUCAAACGUUUCGACAGCUGGAUUGGAAGGGAAAUUACCACAAAGCUCAGCCGUAGGAAAAAAGUCCUAAGGGGAACGGGGAGACCCCUCCAGCCUCUCCAGCAGUGGUGCCCACACGCUCGUGACUGACCCAAGUGCAUCCAAGGGGAUAUAAUGAUACAGAUAAUUUUUAUUUUUAUAAGUAGCUGAUGAUGGAAUCCUGAACUUGACUGAAAGUGAGGUGAUGUGAUUGUGAUGGAAAAAUAAGGAUGAUUUGUUGCUUAUGCAGAUCACUGAGCAGGUGGCUCAAGAGUUGGAAACUCUGUUGAGGGCAAAGUAUUUUGUAGCAUUUUACUCAAUGUGAUUGCUUCAGGUAUUUCUCAGUGCCGUGUCUGGAAGCAAAUCCUUUGCUGCUGAGCUAGAGAGUGCAGUAUUAAUGUGCUUGGAAAGUUUGGAGUUGUUUGCAUUUUAAGGAAUUGCUUUUUGCUGGAGCAGCACUUUUUGCUGCUCUUUUACUGGGAGCUGUUGUUUUUCUCUCUUGCAGACCAUGGUGGUUUUGGCUUAACCCUAAACUGAUGGCUCUAAGCUGGGCGUGCCAGCCCCUCAUCCUCCUCCUGAGCAAACCUGAGAGCUGGGUUUAUUAGGUUGAUGUCAAGCCCCUCCCCAGGAUGAUCCCAGACCUCUCCCCUCCAGGAAACCCCUCAGGGAUGGGAUCUCGGUGCCAGAUCCGCGCUGUCCCCA
Messenger RNA from Empidonax traillii (willow flycatcher), 1512 nucleotides. It is a transcript of the gene LYSMD4, whose product is annotated as LysM domain containing 4. Bases 44 to 862 code for a protein of 272 amino acids. The record is from RefSeq and is a predicted model, not a curated record. Lineage: Eukaryota; Metazoa; Chordata; Aves; Passeriformes; Tyrannidae. The transcript has 3 exons.